Anopheles marshallii is the source of this 390-nucleotide messenger RNA. It is a transcript of the gene PDCD-5, whose product is annotated as programmed cell death protein 5. The record is from RefSeq and is a predicted model, not a curated record. NCBI's taxonomy places the organism in Eukaryota, Metazoa, Arthropoda, Insecta, Diptera, Culicidae. Gene Ontology annotation, molecular function: DNA binding. The transcript has 2 exons. Bases 1 to 390 code for a protein of 129 amino acids. Gene Ontology annotation, cellular component: nucleus; cytosol.
AUGGCUGAUCCAGAACUUGAGGCGAUCCGGCAACAGAGGCUGCAACAAAUGCAGGGCUCUAAUCCGGACCAACAAAAGGCCAUGCAGGAACAACGGCAGGCGCAAGAAGAGAUGAAGAACUCGAUGCUGGCCCAGCUGCUAGAUCAGGAUGCACGUGCCCGGCUAAACACGCUCAAGUUAAGCAAACCGGAAAAGGCACAAAUUGUGGAGGCCAAUAUCAUUCGUAUGGCACAAAUGGGCCAGUUCGGCGACAAGCUAGAUGAUGCGAGCCUUGUGAAGUUACUCGAAAACCUCAAUAAGCAAAUGCCUCGGAGCAACUCGACGGUCAAGUUUGACCGAAGGCGGGCUGCAUUAGAUUCCGACGAGGAGGAUGAUGAUUAUGGUAUUUAA